Phyllopteryx taeniolatus (common seadragon) is the source of this 1255-nucleotide messenger RNA. Its product is annotated as motor neuron and pancreas homeobox protein 1-like. The transcript has 3 exons. Gene Ontology annotation, molecular function: sequence-specific double-stranded DNA binding; DNA-binding transcription factor activity, RNA polymerase II-specific. The coding region runs from base 100 to 972 and encodes 290 amino acids. Gene Ontology annotation, cellular component: nucleus. Gene Ontology annotation, biological process: central nervous system development; neuron projection morphogenesis; spinal cord motor neuron cell fate specification. Lineage: Eukaryota; Metazoa; Chordata; Actinopteri; Syngnathiformes; Syngnathidae. The record is from RefSeq and is a predicted model, not a curated record.
CAGAAAAAAAGACACAUUACCUCACAGGAGUACACCAUCAAGUGUUUGGAAUUCAAAGAGCACUUUUCUUCUCCACUUUCAAAUCGAAACCACAAAGGAAUGGCCUCUCACGUAGAGAAAUCCCAAAAGUUCCGUAUCGAGGCACUCCUCGCUCACGAUGUGGACCGGAGGCCGGACGGCGACGAGGCGAGCUACGCCGGGAGGCUCUCCCCUCGGCCUCCCAGCGCCCCACUGCAGGCCCAGCCGGGGAUGACGCCGAACGCCCCCGUCUACGACUUCUCCCAAGCGGGAUUCGCCGCGAUGCACGCCGGCGGGUUCUUCGGAAUGCACCCGAGGUCCGUGUACCCGCUGCCGCCUGCAUUUAUGUGUCCCGGCUUUCCGCAGCUGGUCCAGCCGUACCCGGGCCACCCGAAAGGGGGCAGCGUGGCCGAUGUGCACCCGCUGGAGCCCUGGAUCAGAGCCGGGAUGAUGUUCCCCAGGCUUGCAGAGUAUGGAGCAGCACCAGCCCAAGCGGGUUUAUUGGGGAAGUGUCGGAAGCCCAGGACAGCGUUCACCAGCCAGCAGCUGUUGGAACUCGAAAACCAGUUCAAGCUCAACAAGUACCUGUCCAGACCCAAACGCUUCGAGGUGGCCACAUCACUCAUGCUCACAGAGACCCAGGUUAAGAUCUGGUUCCAGAACCGGCGAAUGAAGUGGAAGAGAAGCCGUAAAGCGAAGGAGCAAGCCAACCCGGCGUCCCCGCUGAGUGACGGUGAAAGGGCGGACAGUGUCCAGCUCCAAGCAGACUCUCCCACAUCCAGCCUGGAGGAUGAAGAUGAGCUAGAAGGCGAUGAAGAGGACAAGGAGCCAAGUGCACUGCCGGGUUCUCUAUGCUCCCUCUUGAGGCGCGCUGGAGAAGUCACGGGGAAUUAUAGCUCUUAUUUACAAGAGGAGCCGGAGGAGGGAAGUUCAAGAAGUGGGGUUUUCCCAUAGUUAUAAAAUGUGCUUUUAUUGUUUGUGUUUGUAUAUUGCUCUGGAGAGGACAAUGCACAAUGGAAGCAGGUGCACAAAAUAUAUUAUUUAUGACAAUCCAGUCAUGGAAAUGUUAUGUCAAACCGCAAUGAUACAUUACAAACAACUUUUAAUGCUUGAAUGGCCUGUAGUGAUUCUUACUCAUUAUGUCAGAAUCCGUAAACUUCUCUGACCUGGAGGGAAUUCAUGAAAUUAUAUAUACAACCCCAAUUCCAAUGAAGUUGGGAUGUUGUGUUAAACAUAA